AUGGGUAGAACUGCGAAACUUCGAUUCAGCUCACGACGAUGCAGCUGUCGCCUCUUUGUGGACUCGAUGACUCAUCUCCUCCCACCAACAUGCUCCCUUCCACCCCGACUUGGAUGCUCCCAAGGCAAGACGGAGUGGUUGGCUGAAGGUGGGGAGUUGAAGCCGCAUCUACGCUGGUCUAGGAAGGCGAAAGAGGAGGCAGAGGCGUUGAUUGAAAUGAAGAAACGCGAGACGGGUGUUGAGGAGGAUCCGAAGCAAAGGCACAUUGUCCAUUCGGCUGUCUGCACUGCCAUCGUAAUUACUAUCUCCACUUGGUCCUUCCUUGCUCAAGAAGUCACGCCACGGACGAGGAGGGAGUGUGGUUGUCGUAAUCAGCGAGUUGGGAGGGUGGCGCGAAGGCAAUGUCUACCACGCAGUCCACAGGAGCAGGAUUUGGUCUAG
Molecule: messenger RNA, 441 nt
Organism: Echinococcus granulosus
Lineage: Eukaryota; Metazoa; Platyhelminthes; Cestoda; Cyclophyllidea; Taeniidae
Exons: 3
Coding region: 1-441 (146 amino acids)
Source: RefSeq, a predicted model, not a curated record